This is a messenger RNA of Otolemur garnettii (small-eared galago), 1796 nucleotides long. RefSeq names its product absent in melanoma 2 (gene AIM2). Gene Ontology annotation, cellular component: AIM2 inflammasome complex. The record is from RefSeq and is a predicted model, not a curated record. Gene Ontology annotation, molecular function: double-stranded DNA binding. Bases 561 to 1592 code for a protein of 343 amino acids. The transcript is spliced from 7 exons. Gene Ontology annotation, biological process: activation of innate immune response; cellular response to interferon-beta. NCBI's taxonomy places the organism in Eukaryota, Metazoa, Chordata, Mammalia, Primates, Galagidae.
CCUAGCAUAAGUGUGGGGCAGGAGUAUGAGAAAGUCCUAGCAUGGGUGUGGGGCUCUAAGACAGCUUCAGACAUUCCUGGCCCCCAUGGAGGCACCUCUCUCUCCAUUGUUCCUCACAGAGGUCUUCCAGGAGAUUUGAGACAUUACUUUGUUCUCAAAAGAGGAGAAACACUAACACCCAAAUGGGAAGAGGGACUAGGUAGAGAAAACAGGAAAACUGUAACAGACAGAGAAAAGUAGGCAGGAAAGGGGGAAAGGAAAUGUUGAUAAAGAGAGGCCAGGGGAGCACAGCCCUGGGGACAAGACCAGGGCUGCGCAGUUCAGCAGGGGUUGCCCUGGGUGCAAGGCCCUCCUCUGCUGCCUUCUGUGGACCCCAAGGAUGGAAGCAACCUGUGGCUGCUUACUGAUGUUGAUGCCAGAGGCAAUGUUGGCAACCAAGUCUUGAAGAUAGACAGCCGCACACAAGGAAGGAGACUGUGCAUCUGAGUCACUGCUUGGAGAGGAGCCACUGGACCAGGGACACUCACAGCCACCUGGAAUGCUGAUCCCAAAGUUGUGAGAUGGAGAAUAAAUAUAAGGAAAUCCUGUUGCUGAAAGGCUUGGAUCUCAUUACCCAGGAGGAACUGGAUAGGUUUAAGUUCUUUGUUCCAGACGAGUUCAGUAUCCCUAGGGGCAAACUAGAAACUGCAAGCAGGACAGAGGUAGCUACCUUGAUGAUUCAUAAUGCCGGUGUGGUGCCUGCGGUGAUGAAGACCAUUUGUAUUUUGCAGAAGUUGAAUUACAUGAAUGUGGCAAAAUGUCUUCAGGACGAAAAGGAGAAAGUUGACAAGGAAUACAAAUCAACCAAAAAACCAAAGACUACUCAAACUGGAAUUGGUCCUGUCACCUCUGCGGAAGUCAGAAAUGAGGUCUUGGCACAAUGUGCUGCACCAGACGUCUCUCCUCUCAUCAAGCCUGUACAGAAGCAGAUGGUGGCCCAGCAGGAAUCCAUCCGAGAAGGAGAGUUGCAGAAAGGCCGUUUGACAGUCUUGGUGCUGAAAGCAACGGAGCCCUUCGAGUUUGAGACCCAAGAAGGCAACCGAGAGAUGAUGUUUCAUGCUACAGUGGCUACGGAGACGGAAUUCUUUUUUGUAAAAGUUUUCAAAACACAGCUAAAAGAUAAAUUCACCCCAAAGAGAAUAAUUGUAAUGUCAAAAUAUUAUUGGCAUAGUGGUUUCCUGGAGGUGAAUAGUGCCUCGCUUGUGUCUGAUGCUAAAUCUAACCAAACGAUCUGUGUCCCAAGGAACAUUUGCAGAAAAGCUGGUGAAACCCCGAAGAUCAAGAAGCUUCAAAGCCAGCCCAUUGGAACAAUUGUGAACGGGCUGUUUGUAGUCCAGAAGAAAACAGAAAAGGACAAUAGUGUAUUAUUUAACAUAAAUGACAACACAGGGAGCAUGAAAGUAUCGGUGCUUGGAAAACAGAAGGACACAAACUUUGAGGAAGGGGAUAAACUUCAACUUACCUUCUUUGAGCUGUCAAGAAGUAGAGGCAAACUACAGCUGAAAUCUGGAAUUCAUAGCCACAUAAAGGUUAUUAAAACCAAAAAGAAAUGAAAAGGACCAAUUCAGGUCAAAUGGUCUAACAACAUUUAUUCAAGAAUACGUGAUCCAGCCUCUUCCACCAGCUCAUGAGGGAGCUGAGAGCAGCAGUUCACAGGCUCUUCCCCCGCAAAAAUAGGAUUACAAGGGGAUAAUUCCUGGGUAAACAACUCCAAAAUUAUCAACAUAUCAUCACAAUAAAAGUUAAUUUCUCAUUCA